UUGGAAAAAUAGAAAAUCCGAAACAGCGAACCCUAAUACCCCAUUUCUCUUUCAAAGUCUUACAUUAUUCAUUCAGAAAAUUGCAAUUAAAAAACAAUUACUGUCCAAAAACCCUAAUUAAAUACCACUCUUUCCCUUAAACUCAUUACCAUUUAACCUUAUUACGCAUAGAAUAUGUAUGUUUAUUAUUACAGAUAGUUAAUAUCCAAUCUCCUCCUUUUUAUUUAUUUCCACAACGUAAUCGUUUUUGUAAAGAUAUAAGAGAAAGAUUGAGAAUUUCCCAAUUGUUGUGUUGAUUUUGAAGCGAAAGAGAGAAAGAGAAUGGAGGGAAUACCGCAGCCAAUACCUAGAACCGUUGAAGAAGUUUUCAGCGACUUUAAAGGAAGACGCUCUGGCUUGAUCAAGGCUCUCACCUCUGAUGUUGAGAAGUUUUAUCAACAGUGUGACCCAGAAAAGGAGAACCUGUGUUUAUAUGGACUUCCAAAUGAAACUUGGGAAGUUAACCUGCCUGUGGAGGAGGUGCCUCCUGAGCUUCCUGAGCCAGCUCUAGGUAUUAAUUUUGCCAGAGAUGGAAUGCAGGAGAAGGAUUGGUUAUCACUUGUUGCAGUUCAUAGUGAUUCAUGGUUGCUUGCUGUAGCAUUUUAUUUUGGUGCACGCUUUGGGUUUGGUAAGAAUGAAAGGAAGAGGCUUUUCCAGAUGAUAAAUGAACUUCCAACAAUAUUUGAAGUUGUGUCAGGUAAUGUGAAACAAGCUAAGGACCAAUCUGCCACUCACAAUAACAGUGGCAAAAGCAAAUCAACCGGGAAAAUGCAAUCUCGGCAACCUGAACCUCCGACCAAGGCAGUGAAGAUGACUCCACCGGCAAAGGAAGAGGAUGAAAGUGGAGAAGAGGAAGAAGAAGAUGACGAACAGGGUGCUACUUGUGGUGCAUGUGGUGAAAGCUAUGGCACUGAUGAAUUCUGGAUUUGCUGCGAUGUAUGUGAGAGAUGGUUUCAUGGCAAAUGUGUCAAGAUUACACCUGCAAAGGCUGAACAUAUCAAGCAGUACAAGUGUCCGGGUUGCAGUGGUAAGAGGGCUAGAGUUUAAAAUUAGAUGCCGAAGCUGAAGAAGCUACGUCAAUUGAACAAAGCAGAUAAGGUUUAGAACUUCGCCUUUGCAGUUUCUGAAAAGUAAAAACAGAACCAGUUGCCCAUUCUAGUCGAUGAAUUUGAAUUACUGCUGAUUGAAUUUGAAGUAUUAGUACUUCUGGUUCCUGUCAUGUCUAAUUUUCUUGAGAAUUGUGUUUUUAAAUAGUUGGUGGCAACUAUAGAUAUUGUAUUACAUAUGUUCAUGUAGUUUUCUGGUUCUGAUCUGGAUUCAUAUAUUUUAUUGCAUUAUUUUCUUUUUACA
Molecule: messenger RNA, 1389 nt
Organism: Ricinus communis (castor bean)
Lineage: Eukaryota; Viridiplantae; Streptophyta; Magnoliopsida; Malpighiales; Euphorbiaceae
Product: PHD finger protein Alfin1
Exons: 5
Coding region: 322-1086 (254 amino acids)
Biological process (GO): regulation of DNA-templated transcription
Cellular component (GO): nucleus
Molecular function (GO): transcription cis-regulatory region binding; transcription coregulator activity; histone binding
Source: RefSeq, a predicted model, not a curated record